Molecule: messenger RNA, 597 nt
Organism: Medicago truncatula (barrel medic)
Lineage: Eukaryota; Viridiplantae; Streptophyta; Magnoliopsida; Fabales; Fabaceae
Product: putative B3 domain-containing protein At4g03170
Exons: 1
Coding region: 1-597 (198 amino acids)
Molecular function (GO): DNA binding
Source: RefSeq, a predicted model, not a curated record
AUGAAUCAAAGUGUCGAGAACUGCACCAUGAAACAAAGAAGUUCCUUUGAUUACAAGAUGAAAAGAAAAGUUGACGAUGAGAUUAGCUUUACUCCUGGUGAGCGUGAAGUUGCUCGUAUUCUUCUUUCAAUGCAAAAAAUUGAAGACGAGAAGAGAAGAACAUAUAACAACAAUGCUCAUCCAGCGCCACAAAUCAAUAUACCGACGAUUCCUGGUGUAACAAACAAUGAUAUUCUUUUUUGUUGCAAGCCUUUUGUGAAGAAACUAUACCCUACUGAUUUGGAACCGGGUCAGAGUAGAUUACUAUUGAACAAGAAUCAUGUGAAAACGUAUUUCUUGCCCUUGUUGAAAAAAGGAGAAGAAGAUGUUCGAGAAGGAAUAGACGUCGUUGUUUAUGACAUGCAAGGCAACACAUUCAACAUGAUAUUUAAGUAUUGGAGUGAAAAAGUUUAUGUCCUCAGCGGUGGAAGGUGGGUGAAUUUCUCCCAAACGCAUCAAUUGAAAGCGAUUGAAGAUCAUGUUACGGUGUGGAUGUUUCGCCAUUCACAAACCAAUCAGUUGUGUUUUGCUCUUAGUGUGAGAAAAGUGCAAACUUAA